AUGGAGCAUUCAUCUACACAUGUCAAAUGGUUUUUGGUGUGUGCGCUUCAUGGAACUUUUGUUCUGUCAUUGAGCUUAGGCCUGGAAUUGCCUGCAAGAGCAGCCACCUCCGGAAAUGAGUCGGAUCACUUGGCCUUGCUUGCUUUCAAGAGUCAUAUUAUUCAGGAUCCACUACAAAUCAUGAGCUCAUGGAAUGAAUCGCUCCAUUUCUGCAACUGGGCAGGUGUUACUUGCAAUCCUUCCAACGGACGAGUUAUGAUUCUGAACCUGGAAGCGCAGAAGCUGGUUGGCUCCAUACCAUCUUCUAUAGGAAACCUUUCAUUGCUCACUGGGAUCAACCUGCAAAACAACAGCUUCCACGGUGAAAUCCCACCAGAGUUGGGCCGUUUGUUGCACCUGCAACAUCUCAAUUUGACUGCAAAUUCAUUAGGUGGAAUGAUUCCAACAAAUCUGACCCAUUGUACUGAGCUCAGAAUCCUCAAAUUGAAUUAUAAUGAGCUCACUGGACCAAUACCGGACCAGCUUAGUUCACUUUCAAAAUUAUUGAUUCUGAGCCUAGGUGUUAAUAGCCUCGCAGGAAAAAUCCCAGCUUGGAUUGGUAACUUUUCAUCGCUAUUGAUUCUCGGACUCACCCAGAACAAUCUUGUUGGUAGCAUACCGGAUGAGCUUGGCCAUCUGUCACACCUGGGGAUUUUUCAACUGUAUGGAAAUCAACUGUCAGGUAUAGUCCCUCCUUCCAUUUACAACAUCUCUUCCAUUUACUACUUCUCGGUUACUCAAAACCAUUUACACGGGCAGAUACCAACAGACGUUGGCCUUACUCUUCCUAAUCUCCAAAUUUUUGCUGGUGGUGUCAACAAUUUCAAAGGAACCAUUCCUGUAUCGAUAUCAAAUGCCUCUGGACUCCAGAUACUUGACUUUGCUCAAAACAAUCUCACAGGAACUCUGCCCACGAGUUUAGGAAGGUUAAGAGCUUUGUAUUGGCUAAAUUUCGAUGAUAAUGAACUAGGAUAUGGGAAGAAUGGAGAGUUGAAUUUUGUAAACUACCUGGUCAACUGUACAAAUCUGUUUAAGUUGGGCAUAGCACGAAACCAUUUUGGAGGAGAAUUGCCCAGUUCAAUAGCCAACCUUUCGACACAGAUGGCAAAAUUUACAAUGGGUUCCAAUCUAAUAUAUGGAAACAUCCCUUUUGGGAUUGGAAACCUGGUCAACUUGAACAAUCUAGCAAUGGAAGAUAACCUUUUCACCGGUAAUGUCCCUGAUGUUAUUGGAAAGGGAAGAAUGGAGAGUUGA
Camellia sinensis is the source of this 1293-nucleotide messenger RNA. Lineage: Eukaryota; Viridiplantae; Streptophyta; Magnoliopsida; Ericales; Theaceae. The record is from RefSeq and is a predicted model, not a curated record.